Molecule: messenger RNA, 1497 nt
Organism: Candidozyma haemuli
Lineage: Eukaryota; Fungi; Ascomycota; Pichiomycetes; Serinales; Metschnikowiaceae
Gene: DCR1
Product: ribonuclease III
Exons: 1
Coding region: 1-1497 (498 amino acids)
Biological process (GO): regulation of gene expression; rRNA processing; primary miRNA processing
Cellular component (GO): nucleus
Molecular function (GO): double-stranded RNA binding; ribonuclease III activity
Source: RefSeq, a predicted model, not a curated record
AUGUCUACUAAGAGCCUAAAAGACUUCUUAGGGACCUUGGUUGAUGCAGCCCUGGAUGAACCUCCCAGGAAGAAAGGGAAGCACUCGUCAACGUCCAAAUCUACAUCAGAAGCAUCGUUCGGCUAUACUGAAAUAAGCAAGCUAGAGCAUAGCGGUAGAAUGCUCCAAAAAAAUAUCAAACAAAUAUUGGAAGUGGCGCCUACGAUAGCAGAAUUAGAUUCAUUGGCUAGAGGCGCGAACUCAGACGACUUCACGCAAGGGCAAUUGAAGUCUAAUAAGCUUGUUCUUAUGGCGGCUGCCCUCAAGAGUAAAUACAAUAGUCAAAACUUACCGAUUUUUGAUCAGAUACUCAAGGAGGAAAUUGAUGUACUGAAGAAAGAGAAUAGCAUGGUUUCAGAGGCUGAACUUCCCAAAGAGGCCCCUCCGGUCGAGGAAUCCACGACAGACUCAGGGAAGCUUGUACCAUUACCAGAGAUUCGAAGUCCAACGCUUAAGGCUCGAGUUUUUCAGCACAAGUCAAUGUCCGCAAACAAGACGUACCUAGACGACAAGGAAAUCAUUGGUCGGCAUAACGAAAGGCUCGAGUUUUUAGGUGACUCGGUCCUUAAUACUAUCGUGACGAGAAUCUUGUACGAGAGGUUUCCAUACGCCAAAGAAGGCCAACUCUCUCGAAUGAGAUCUACUCUUGUUAGUAACAAAACGUUGGCUGAAUUCUCCCAGGCGUACGAUUUUCAUCGUAAGUUGCGUUGUAUUAUUGACGAAGACCAGCUUCGCAUAGGCAGUCAGAAAGUCUAUGCUGAUAUUUUCGAAGCCUAUAUUGGAGCAUUAUCGAUGGAACGUGGAUAUGAUCUAUCAGAAGUGGAGGCGUGGCUUGCAUCUCUUAUGAACAAGAUGAUAAAUAAAAUGGGCAAAGAACUCGAGCAAGAACUGCCUGUCGAUCGGAAUGCAAAGGCAGAACUUUACGCCUUGAUUGGGUCUGCUUCUUCGCAUCCUCGUUAUGUUGCUGCUGGAAACAACGACAAUAGCAACGCUGCAUUCAAAGUUCAUUGCAUGAUGGAUGAUGAGGUCAUAGGGGAAGGAGAGGCGCCUAAUUUCCGUGAUGCUGGGCUUCGAGCCGCAAAGGCUGCGUUGGGAAAUAAGCAAGUUAUCGAAAAGUUUUCGAGAAAAAGGGCCGAAAGUGAGCGUUCUACUACGGCAGUUCGCUUUGAGAAUAGAUCGUUCGACUCAUCUGGCUUCCCCUUGAUUGCUACGGCCGAAACUCAACCGAAUAAGUUCGCUAAGAAUGAGCUUUAUGCAUAUUUCGGUAAACAAGUCGGUCUUGUGCCAUCCUAUGAUAUCACAAAAGAUGAAGAUGGAUAUAAGGCUCAAUUGAUGGUGAAAGAGCAUGUAUUGAGUGUGGCGUCAGAUGUGUCUAAGAAGAAUGCUCAAAGUCGUGCAGCAACGGUGGUCUUACAAAACAAAGACAAACUCGACGAAUUCAUCAGAUGGGUAAGUUAA